AUAUCUGAUUGGCUGUAGGGAGAAUUCGCUCUUAAGGUCUAUCGGCAGCGGAUUCGCUCGGGAUCGGUUUUCCCCCCUCUCUGACGCCGCAAGGUGGAUCUUUAAAAAGAAGGCUGCGAUUUCAAGGCUUACGGCCCAGGGCGCUGCAGCCGGGAGAGAUGAGUGAACUUCGGGCUCUAACUAAGACUGAAGCGCUUAGCCUCGGGCCACCCGACUGGAAGCAGGCUUGUCAUGCCCUUUUAUAUGCGCCCAACCCGGGCCGGCUUUUUGGCAAGAUCCCGUUGCGUUUCGCCGUGUUGGUGAGAACAACGUUUCACAGACAUUGCUUGGCUUUAAUCAUCUCCUCAAGAAUGCAGAUGAGGUUUGAUGGUCAGCUGGGAUUUCCAGGAGGGUUUGUGGAUCCUCAGGAUAUUUCCUUGGAAGAGGGACUAAAUCGAGAACUACGUGAAGAGUUGGGUCCCGGGGCUGCCUCCGUCCACCUGGCUGAGAAGGAUUAUUUGAGUUCCCAGGCUUCUGAGCAGCCACAGAGAGUGGUGAUGCAUUUCUACGCCAAGCAGCUUAGCUUGGAAGAGCUCCGAGUGGUAGAGGAAGGGGCUAUUCAGGCAAAAGACCAUGGAUUUGAGGUGAUGGGUCUCAUCCGUGUUCCCCUCUAUAUUUUGCGUGAUGGUGUUGGGGGCCUCCCGAUGUUCCUCAGCAAUAGUUUUAUUGGCAAUGCCCGGGAGCAGCUCAUUCAUGCCUUGGAUACUCUCCAACUCAUGCCAGCGGAACAACUUCAAAAGGCUAUCAGGAUCGCUCAAAAGAGACAUUGAGCCUCGUUGACUCUGGCUGCUGCCUUUUCAUUCUGAUGGAUUUUGGGAUGUAAUCCAGAAAGAAUUUUAGACUUUAGGCAUCUUGCAAGGAGAAGAAACUUAGAUACGGUCCUUGCUCCAGUUUUCUACCCAGCCAUCAUUGCUGGUGCUGCUGAAUAGCUUGGUACAAAGGUUGGGAGCCUGAAUGUGGAAUCCAAUGAUCAGGUUGUUGUAUAUUUAAAAUACGUUGAUUGCGUCUCUCUUGCCUAGACGUAGGUAACAAGAAUUGAAAGACUUUGACUACUCUUAUCUUCACGGAAUGUGUUUGUGAUCCGACUUCCUACAUCCUGCUUGUAGGUGUAAGAUUUCUUCCAAUCAAACAACACCCUUGCAAAAAUGGCUCUGACCUAACUCAUCUUCUGUUUUCCAACAUUUACUUUAAAUGUAUAUUGUUAUUGAAAGCAUUCUGAACUUCAUGGAAGUUGCAUUUACCUUCUCUGCAAAAGCCAACUGCAUAUAUCUGUUGAUGGAUCGUUACUUCAUUAUUUCAUUGUCAGAUUUCCUUUAUUUUUUUUAUCAGUGCUUAAAGAAUGGUUAUAACACUUUUGUAUGA
Messenger RNA from Crotalus tigris (Tiger rattlesnake), 1401 nucleotides. RefSeq names its product U8 snoRNA-decapping enzyme-like. Gene Ontology annotation, molecular function: phosphodiesterase decapping endonuclease activity; snoRNA binding. Gene Ontology annotation, cellular component: nucleus. Gene Ontology annotation, biological process: mRNA catabolic process; sno(s)RNA catabolic process. The record is from RefSeq and is a predicted model, not a curated record. NCBI's taxonomy places the organism in Eukaryota, Metazoa, Chordata, Lepidosauria, Squamata, Viperidae. The coding region runs from base 159 to 809 and encodes 216 amino acids. The transcript has 3 exons.